AAUCUUGGAUCUUGGGAAUUUCCAACUCAAGCUCACAGAACAGAUAUCGACCUUCGAAUUCUCUCCUUCGACAGCAGAAUUCGUACGAAAUGGCCCCGCCAACAACGAAGAAAGGUGGCGCCUCCAAGGCGCCGAAGGGCAACAAGCAGGCGCAAGCCGCUGCGAAGGCUGUCCUCAAGGGUGUGCACUCCCACAGGCCCCGUAAGGUCCGGACUUCGACCACCUUCCGCCGGCCCAAGACCCUCGAGCUGUCUCGCGCCCCCAAGUACCCCCGCAAGUCGAUCCCUCACGCUCCCCGUCUGGAUGAGCACAAGAUCAUCGUCCACCCUCUCAACACCGAGAGCGCGUUGAAGAAGAUUGAGGAGAACAACACCCUUGUGUUCAUCGUCGACGUCAAGGCCAACAAGGCCCAGAUCAAGCAGGCUCUGAAGAAGCUGUAUGACAUUGACACCGUCAAGAUCAACACCCUCAUUCGGCCCGAUGGCUCCAAGAAGGCAUACGCCCACCUGACUGCCGAUGUUGAUGCCAUGGACAUUGCUGCUACCAAGCUUGGUCUCGUCUAAGUCUUCCACGUCAAUUGCGGGUAGCAAGAAGUGGCGGCUCAUUGGGAAGGGAAGGGAAAAGAACUGCAUUUUCAAUCGGCGUCAGAUACCUAGGCUUUGGGCUCAUGACUCGGCGGCAAUGAAAAGAAUUGGUCAUUCCAACCCUCCCACUGAUCCCAAUUAUGAUAUGUUCACUCUUUACAAUGCGAACUCGUGUGCAGGUACAACAUAGAAUAGCCUUCCCCAGGCUAUAACUUCCAUAUCCUGCCUUUGUUUACAUGCUCUAUGUGCUGUAUAUAGUCGUACACAGCUCCUUGGCUCCAUUGGUGCCAAUGUAGUAAUACACACCGUCAACAGGCCGGUCGGGUCUUCU
This is a messenger RNA of Phialemonium atrogriseum, 915 nucleotides long. RefSeq names its product 60s ribosomal protein l25. Gene Ontology annotation, biological process: translation; ribosomal large subunit assembly. The transcript is spliced from 4 exons. The record is from RefSeq and is a predicted model, not a curated record. Gene Ontology annotation, molecular function: structural constituent of ribosome. NCBI's taxonomy places the organism in Eukaryota, Fungi, Ascomycota, Sordariomycetes, Cephalothecales, Cephalothecaceae. Gene Ontology annotation, cellular component: cytosolic large ribosomal subunit; ribosome. Bases 90 to 563 code for a protein of 157 amino acids.